Dicentrarchus labrax (European seabass) is the source of this 1689-nucleotide messenger RNA. RefSeq names its product E3 ubiquitin-protein ligase NHLRC1-like. Gene Ontology annotation, biological process: protein polyubiquitination; negative regulation of translation; proteasome-mediated ubiquitin-dependent protein catabolic process. Gene Ontology annotation, molecular function: ubiquitin protein ligase activity; protein binding; translation repressor activity. The transcript has 2 exons. Lineage: Eukaryota; Metazoa; Chordata; Actinopteri; Moronidae. The coding region runs from base 149 to 1393 and encodes 414 amino acids. The record is from RefSeq and is a predicted model, not a curated record.
AAAAGAUAUAGUCCUUAACAUGAACAGUACUAGCAUAGGUAUAUCUAGAAGGAGUUUUCAGCAGCUGUCACCCCACACUUUUCUUUUUUGGUUUUUCGUUUCCUGAACCUCCUGCUCAGUAGGUUUAAAGAAAUUGGAUAUUUUGGUCAUGGCCAUGAAUCCUGGUUCCCCAAGUCGUGGCAGCCUGAGUCCUGAGGGGAUUCUGAGAGAGAUCCAGAUCAACUUGCUGGAGUGUAAAGUCUGCUUCGAGAAGUUCAGCACUCAGCAGAGGGAGCACAGACCACAGAACCUUUCCUGUGGCCAUGUACUCUGUCUGGAAUGCAUCACAGCUCUGUCCCACCCUCUCCUGAGGAAGCUGGAGUGCCCGUUCUGUCGACAGCUGUGCAGUGUUGACGGCACCUCCCACUGCCAGGUUCUGAGUGACCUGCAGGAGUUGUUGUUGUCUUGGAGUCCCACAUCCUCUGCUACUGCUCACAGGGCAAAGGGAGGCCUAGGCUUGGCUACAGGUCUGACAUCCACAGCUCUGCACCUCUCCAGAGCUUUUGGUGGGUGGGGGACUCUUAUCAACCCCUCUGGGAUAGCUGUUUUGGGGUCUGCAGGGACAAUAGUGGUGGUACAUGAUGGAGAGAACAGGGUGGUGGUGUUUAGUCCGCAGGGCAAGAAGCUGCACAGUUUUGGCCGAAGAGGACAAGCCAUUGGUGAGAUCUGUUAUCCAGUAGAUGUGGCGGUGACUCCCUGUGGUUACAUGGUGGUGACCGAUGCAGGGGAUAAAGCUGUGAAGGUUUUCACCUCCAGGGGGAACCAUGUGUUGACGGUCAAAGAUCCCUUCCAGAUGCCCUGGGGUGUGGACACAGACAGCCAUGGCGACAUCCUGGUAUCGGACAUCCAGGCUGGCACGCUGUCUCAGAUAAAAGUGGACUAUACUCGUGGUCUCAUCCUGGAGCAUCAGACAGCGAUUUCAGACCUCCAGCAUCCAAAAGUGGUGGCCUCCUGUUGGGUAACUGGGAACACUGCAGUGAUGGAGCAUUUACCUGAUGACACACAUCCAUCAGGGAGGCACCAACACACACGGCUGAAAGUGUUUUCAAAAGACUUCAACCUCCUUUAUCAGACAGACAAUUUCAGCCUGACCCUGCAGUCCAUGGUGAGGCUGAACAUGUCAGGCGUGGCCUUCGACAGAGAUGGAGAUGUGAUUGUGAUUGACUCCAAUCACGGGAUGAUUUGGAGUUUGGGGAAGCUGCAGAAUGGCCCAGCCCUGACUCCUCUGGUGGGAGACCACCUUAUCCGCCCAGUUGGACUGGUGUCACUGAAGAACACGCUGGUCAUUCUGGACAGUGGAGAUCAUACAGUGAAGAUUUAUUCUGCUAAAUCUGAUGCUGGACCCGUCUUAUAGCUCGUGUAUAAACAGGCCUAGAGUAGCCUAUGUGAAAUGUAGCUUAUUAUAUUAUAAAGUGAUGAGGUGAUCUGGUAAUACUAUUUAUAAAUAUGAAUUAGUUUUACAUUAGAAACAUUUUUCUAUUAAAAAUAAUAACUGUGAAUAUAAUAAAAUGUGUGUUAGAGGCUGCUGUAAGCUUUGUUGUACACAUUAUAAAAUCUAUGUAUAUGCAAUUAUUAUGCAGUUAUGUCAAACUAAUGUUUUUGUCAUUGUUGUUAUUGUUCCAGGUUUUGAGAAUAAAAUUGUAGUAUUUA